CUAUUCUCAAGGGAUAAAUUCAGACGUAUAGCCGAUUCCACAUACUAUGCGGCAUAUUUCUACUCGUUUUGCACCGAUAAGGACAGAUACGAGACACUAACAAAGUCUAUGAUAAAUAUAUUCAUUCUGGACGACCACGCGGAGACCACAUGGGGUGACAUUAACCGUAAGGAGGUUAAAGCUAAGGAAAUAUACGGUCAGUUGCACGAAGUAUGCGACAAAUUAUUGGACCCUGAUAAUAGAACUAUCAAAAUGCAUCGCUGGAAACCCUAUAUGUUGGGCGUCUAUGCCAUCUAUGAAGACAUGAUGUCUGCCUAUAAUGACUGCCAACGGAAACGGUGUUUAGGAUUCCUGAAGGAGUGGACGGACAGUGUGAUCGACGAGUGCGUAGAGUUGGAGGCAAACAAACGCAUUGAAAACUUGGCACAAUUCAUGGAAGUGAGGGGCGUCUCGGUUGCCGUACUAUUCUUCAUACAACUCAUGGAAUACGCGGACAACCUAUUCGUACCGCAAGCGGAAUGGGAUCACCCAAAGUUUCAACGGUUACUUGAGCUGGCUACAUAUUUAGUCACCUUGAUGAAUGAAGUCUAUUCGUUCGAAAAGGAGGUUAAGGAACGGGACUGGAAAAUAGCUGAGGCCUACAAUAUGGUUGCCUUUUAUGUGCGCUUUAAAGAGGUAUCAGUGGCCGAGGCAAUGGACAGUCUGGUUACUGACUUCCUGGCAAUGGAGGCGGAAAUCUUUGCCCUAACAAAGGAGGUGCUCACUGAGGACUGGCUCAGCCCCGACACCCGGGUCUUUGUGGGGCGUAUCCUCUAUUUCGUUGGCGGUGCGAUGAAGUCUCACUCUUUAAUGGAACGCUAUAGAAGUUUAAUGUAA
Oppiella nova is the source of this 876-nucleotide messenger RNA. Lineage: Eukaryota; Metazoa; Arthropoda; Arachnida; Sarcoptiformes; Oppiidae. The record is from the annotation of a GenBank genome assembly.